This is a messenger RNA of Necator americanus (New World hookworm), 234 nucleotides long. RefSeq lists its product as uncharacterized. The record is from RefSeq and is a predicted model, not a curated record. The transcript has a single exon. The coding region runs from base 1 to 234 and encodes 77 amino acids. Lineage: Eukaryota; Metazoa; Nematoda; Chromadorea; Rhabditida; Ancylostomatidae.
AUGGUUGCAACCCUUCAGACUACGGCUUUUACUAGGGCUGCCCUCAUAGAUAUGAUGACGAAGGAGAUUAGACAGGAAGCUACAAAUAGAACAAUCUAUCACUAUCUCACGAAGCUCGACUUGACAUGUCUGAAAGACGAUGAAUGCACGAAGAAGUUCCGCCAACGGAUGUUUAUCAAUAUUGGAUUACGAAUCAAGAAAGGAGUGGUUGAAGAAGAGAGUUAUGUUAAUUGA